Messenger RNA from Fonsecaea multimorphosa CBS 102226, 1248 nucleotides. RefSeq lists its product as uncharacterized. Gene Ontology annotation, cellular component: nucleus. Gene Ontology annotation, biological process: DNA repair. Bases 1 to 1248 code for a protein of 415 amino acids. The record is from RefSeq and is a predicted model, not a curated record. Lineage: Eukaryota; Fungi; Ascomycota; Eurotiomycetes; Chaetothyriales; Herpotrichiellaceae. The transcript has a single exon.
AUGCCUCAACGCCUCAAGCGCCGCUCAGACGCCAUCUCUCGUGACCAAUCUGAAUCAGAGCCUGAACCUGAACCGCCUGCAAGACGGCGAGCAACUACCCCCUCAGAGUCGGACGGCGCCUCCUCCUCAGACUCCUCCGCUCCCGCCUCCCCUUCCGCAGCAGGUCGAUCCACAGAGAACAUUCUCAUCAAGAAACUCAUCCGUCUAGCCCUGGCGACAGAAUAUUCCCGUACCCCCCUGCGACGAAGCGACAUCUCCCAAAAGAUAUUCAAGGAUGCAAAUACCAGUGGAGGGCGGGUCUCCUUCAAGAAUGUCUUCGAGGGCGCUCAGCGCGAGUUGCAGGAUGUGUUUGGCAUGCAGUUGAUGGAGCUUCCUUCCAAGGAGAAAACAACUCUCAAAGAUCGCCGUACACAAGCAACGCAGACGAAGUCAUCCUCGAGCAAUAAUUCUACCAAGUCGUGGAUCCUGGUCUCCACCCUCCCGCCGCAGUUCAAACAGAAUCCUCUCAUUGCGCAACCCACACGUGCCCCCAACGUGGACGUUGAAUCCAGUUACACUGCCCUCUACACGUUUAUCCUCUCCCUGAUCUACCUAAACAACAACGCGGUCACGGACCAAAAGCUAGAACGCUAUCUCAAGCGCGUCAACGCCGACACCUACACCCCGCUGGGGAACAAAGAGAAGCUACUCCAAAGGAUGAUGAAGGACGGAUACGUCGAGAGGCGAAGGGAUACGUCCAGCGGCGAGGAAAUCAUCGAGUGGACACCGGGGCCGAGAGGCAAAGUUGAGGUUGGGGUGGAGGGUGUGGCAGGAUUGGUGAGGACUGUUUAUGGUUUUGGAGCAGUCCCUCUAUCGAGAGAACCUCGACAAAUUCACGAGCGUCGUAGACGGCGCAACGAAGACGAAGACGAAGAAGAAGAAGAAGCGAACGAAGAUAGCAAUCCUGAGGACACUGCUGCCCGCCUAGUCAAGACCGAGGAGAACGAACUCAACGCCAAACUUUCGAGGAGUCUCGGUGUCAAGAUUGGAAAGGGCGGUGCGGUGGUGGAGCGCAGUCGGAGAGGUGAUGGCGAUCAAGAUGCCGAGGAUAAUGAUGGAGAGGGCGACGAAGACGGUGGACAGCCGGGAUCGUCGAGACGGGGAGGAGGACAGAGGUCCAGACCCAACACGUCUGGUAGAGACCAUCCGCAAGGUCGAGGCGGCGGAAGAAGGACUGCACGAGAAGACAGUGACGAAGAUGACGAUUGA